GCAGACGGAGCGAUAGAGAAGCUGCUGCUCUGUUCAGAAAAUGGCCGACAGAUUUUCUAGGUUCAACGAAGAGCGUGAUUUCCAGGGUGGGAAUCACUUUGACCAGUAUGAAGAGGGCCAGUUGGAGCUGGAGCAGGCCUCCCUGGACAAGCCCAUCGAAUCGGUAAGGCUGCAUCCAUCAUCCCGCACCAUUGGACCAGCUGUGAGAAUGGAUGAUUGGUCCAGGGAGGAAUAAGAACCACACCUUUUUACUCCAUUCAUUCUGUCCAUGUAGAUGCAUCCAGUGUUUUCUUGAACACACUUGCCACCUAACCUGUAGAAUCACUUGUCUCAUGUCCAUUAAUACCCUUUAAGUCCCUGCCACUUCCCAUGUCCUCUGCCUACUCCAUUUCCUGUGACAUUUAAAAUGAUUAUGUAUAUGAUAGAUCUUCCUGUAUUUAUGUACAGCUUACAGAUAAACAUUUGAUUUUUUUCGUAUCAGUCUCCCAUUAGUCAUUGUUAGUCAUCUUAGCACAGUGAGAUGAGAUGACACUGAAAGCAUGGAGUGGCUAAAGCACUGUCAAUAAUGGCUGUUUUUAAAAUGUUAUAGCUGUUCAUCCAUUAUAAAGAUUUUAUUCAGGAUAUAGCUGCUUUGAGGGAGGUUGCUGUACAGAGUCGUGUAGUUUUUUACAUUUGUAAGGGUGAUUACCUAUUCAACCACACUGAUUUGAAAUGUAUUCAGAGGGGCGUUUAUAAAUAAAACCCUCUUGAACAAGAACAAACACAUGUUGCAGGGAAGAUUUGGAUUUUAAAACAGCCUGAUUUAGGUUUAUAUUUAUGUAUUGAAUUAUUUUGCUGUGGCUCAAGUCUUUCUGUUAACAUAAAGUAGGCAGUGCUUAUUCCACUCCAUUUAGUAAACAAGAAAGUGCACAUAAGAUGGUGUGAAUGGCUACAUUUGUUUUUGAGUGAGUGUGUGUCUAUGUAGCUUUAGAAUUUAUGUGUUAGUGUUUGUGUCUAUAGGACAGUUAUCUUAUUGUACACAACUUGGGGUGUUCGACAUUUCUCUCCUGCAGCGAAUUGGCCCCUAUUAGCUAAGCAGCAAUGACCCGGUUUGUAUUUGCACGCUCUGCUUUCUUACUCCUAUCUUUAGGGUCCUUGUAACGCUUCUCUGACUGUCUUUUUCUCUCUCUGUUUCACUCCUGUCACACUCUACAUCUAUUCUCUCUCUCUACCUCUAUUUCUCUCUCGCUCCCUCCCUACUACACAGUGAUUCGGUGUACAGUACCCUCUGUCAUUCUGUGCUGGCAUGGUGCUUGUGCAACUGGGACUGCAUUUUUCGCUGAAGAGGCACAAAGAUAAUAGCGCAGGCAGCUCUCUUCUUUCUGUCUUUCCCACUCUCUCCAUCCCCCUCUUCUGUCUCUGAAGCACUGUGGUGAGCAGGCCCAAACUCCUCUUACCUACAGUGUCAGAUCACCUCUCCUCAACAUUAUACCUGUGCUUUGUUAGCCAAUCAGAAAGACUCAGCAACCAGGUAUAGAUCAAAAUAAUGUAGUUGAUGUUUUUUGGAAACAGAUGCUUUGAACAUUGAUGUAUAACUAAAUUUGUGACAGUUUCCUUUAUCACUCAUCAUGAUAAUGUAAUCAAUAAUUAAUUACAAUUCAAAAGCUCAUAGAAUAAAAAGUGUGAAUUUGCAUCAGCUGGGACCUCUGUGCCAAAUUUUACCCUCCUAGGGCAAAAACUGUGGCUGCCAAUGGGUGGGGUAAUUUUUGUGGAACCAACCAACAGAGCGAGCUUUAGGGCUGUUGGUCAUAGCUAAAACAUAGCAUGUUUCCCCUCAAUGAGAGCCAUGGUUAAACAAUUGACAGUACUCUUUUGCAACAUAAGUUUAUUAAAUGCAAGUAAAUUCUUAAUAUCAAAACGAUAUAACAGCUAAAAGUGUUAGUGUUGAUAGUUUGCUAAUAAAAACUAAGAACUUAUCAAUAUAUCAAGAACAUAGAUUUGGUGAGAUUAAACAUUCAAAGCACUGAAAAAAACGUAGAGCCAUUUUUAGGUCAAUAAAAAGAGCAGUAGGCUACAAAUGAAUGUUACCAGGCCUGUAUUUGUUGACCUUUUAAACAGCAGUAGGAGAAAAUGUAGUCAGUCUUGCUGACCAUAGCAAAAUAAAUGUUUUACUUUAAAGGAAAAAGCACCUUUUACAUAAGUUUGUCUUAAUUCUCACAUCGUAUGAUCAUAUUUGUAGCCUGAACAUGUGUUUUCCAGAGCUAGAAUCUAGUGAGCCAAAAACGAUAGUUUUAUAUCCUAGUUGAGUUUUAUGUAUGAUGUACUUUCUCACAGGCACACAAGUAUCCCGCUGUGUGUGGGUAGUGAAGGAGGAGAAAAGAGAGGGAGAGAGGUGGCCUGCUCACCUGGCUGGCUUGAGUGGCUCUUUUGCUCCUGCGCUAUUAUUUGUGGAGGGGCGCUGAGGGCCGAGCUGCAGCAUCACACAGCUCCUCGCACAUCAGUGGAAACAAGGCCACAUCAGAGGUGUCAUCAAUUGUGACUUUGUCACCAGUAGUAAUACUUAGAUAUUUUCUUUGGAAAGUGCAUGCCCAAAGAAGAGGGUGGCAGAUCUUAUUAUUAAGUAACAAUGAAAGUCUGCCACCAAUUAAAAAAUGUAAUCCUGAAGAAAAUUUGGGAGGAUUUGGUGACACCUGUUGUUACAUUAGGUGAAUUUAAUAAUAUAAAUGACACAGUUCCUAUUUGAAAUGUACCAACAUACUAGCCAAAUGCCUGACGGCAGACGAGGUGAAAUUUAUCUUCACCUGCUUAGCCUCAAAAUAGAUGUGAUAUACAGUGCACAUAAAUGUAUUAAAAAGGAACGUAAAUACACAUAGACUGAUGUCAGUAUGUCACCAUGUUGUUAGGUACAUAAGCUGCCUCCGCAGUGCAAACUUCUGGCAGUUGUCCACAAGUGUUACAUCUGGGAUCUGUUAGUGAAUGCUUCAGCCCAGCCUCUUGGAGCCCCUCCCCUGCCACUUAUUGUGUGUGAUCUUUAGGCAGCUAGAGGUCUGUGGUACUUUAUUGGGAUCUUUUUUCUCUUUCUGUCUUUCCCCUUUGGUCUUUUGCUCUUUCUCUCUAACAUUGUUUUUGCAUUGCAUGUGUUAACUUGGUAGCAUUCAGUACUAUUUUAUCUCAACACUCUGUCCUAAUCACUACUACGGUCUUUCUCCCAAACUCAUUCCUCCCACGUCCUCUGCCCCUUCCAGUCCUUCCCUCCCUCCUCCCCUUCCUGACCCUGUCCAAGAGCGAUAUGCAGCGGGCAGCCUCAGAGCCACAGAAACCACACAUACAUUCCAGAAAUCUAAGAAACACAUGUAUACAGGCCACAAGAAGAUUUGUCUUGGUAAAAGGUUUAAUGUGUAAUUUUCUAUAUCCAAGAUGUAGUCACUAGUAGUUAUUUGCUAUACAGUGUCUGAGGUCCAUCAGGACUUCGAUUGCUUUAAGUUGAACAAAACAGAAAGCAGACAUUUUAGGGAUUCGUGUUAGUGAAUUAUGAAGUGUGUAGCAUUUUGAAUUAUAGCCAGACAUUAUUGACACAGCCUUUUGUCACUGUUGACUGUUUAGCUAUUUGGUGGAAAGAAGAACACAAGGAAAAGGUGACAAUCCUCACCCACAUUUUUUACAACAUUGCAAGCUCUCCAUUUAGCACCAGUCUUCAUCCAGUGAGCAGCGGGGGUGAUGGGUUCAAGGUCAUUGCUGAGGCCCUCCAAAUGUUCUUUUUAAAGUCAGCAAUGGAAUAUGAGUGGACAAAAACACUAACCAAACCAGGAAACAACCAAAACGGUUUACUUCAAACUCAAUGGGAAUGUGAGUGCUACAGUCUCUGUGUAGAGAUGUCAGAGACCUUUUUAAACUUUGGCCUUCAGUUUUUUUAACUACACGUUGAUGAGUUGGGCCCUCAGAAUUAUGGUAGGUAAGUAUGUGUUUUUAAAUUAUUAAACAUUGGUAUUAAUUGGACUCUGCUUCUCUGUCAUUUUCCUCAUCACUUAGUCAAUGAAAUCUUUAAUCCUCUCACAUUAAAUCUGACACAUCCACACUUCACCUCCAUUCACUGGGAAAUAGAAGCCUUCUGUUAUAGUCGUUUGGCUCUUGAUGCACUGAGACAUUUGUUUCCAUUUAGUCACACCUGCGGCAGCUGAGACUAGCCAGGAAUGUACAGAGCACCAAACACAAGGGAGCUGAGCAAGUUUAUGAGAAGCAGCAGACAGCAGGCCCUGUCCUCCACCAGCACUUGCCAAAAGUCAUUCCUUAGGGACAUGAAAAAGCAUGAGUAACUGCAGCAGCCCGUUUUCUUUUUUUGCAAGACAGAUCUCUAAAGGGUCUGUCUCAGUUUUCUUUUCAGAACAUGCAAAAUCUCAGAGCUGUUGUUGAGAGCAGUCAUCCAAAGAAUUGUACAUAAACUGUGUGGUUUGGUUUAAUUUAGGUCUACUCACUCAUGUUUAUCAAUAUGCAUGCAAUCUCAACCAGAGCAAUUUCUUUUACCCAGACAGGGACACACAAACACACCCAUACUUUACACAAAUGGCUUAAUAGCAAUAAGAUUCCUAAACACUCUGAGGUGUCUCGGUGGGGUCCCCUGCAUAUCACUUCCCUUACCCACAUCUUUUGCCAUGCACUGUGCCGAUGACGGCACAAUGCACACUUAAAAAACACCCCCUCUUGUAGAUCUCUUUUGUUUGGAUAACAUUUUCUAUUUUUCUUUCUCCUAUUAACAGCCAGUUGGUGGAUUUAUUGACAUGCCUACCUUUUCUGUUUGUAUACAGUAUUAUGUUUGUUUAAAAGCAGAGAGAGAUUUUUGCAUUUUAAAGAACUUAGAGAAGCUAGCAGAAUUGCAGUUGAAAGCGUUUGGCCGGUUUCUUACGUUGUGUCACGUGUGACUGUUUUUUUGACAGCCCAGUAUUUUAAAGCCAGGAUAACAUUGGACACCGGCUGCUUCAGAAACAUGGCUGGAAGUUGGGGCAAGGUCUUGGCAAAACCAUGCAGGGUAAGGUUUGUUGGACCCCCUCUGUAUGUCAGUAUGUGUGUGUGUGGGUGUGUUUUCUUUCUCCCACUCGGCAGUUGACCUCAAUGUAACACCCCUUUUACAGUGUACCGUAGGCUAAUGGCCUCUGUCAGCUUCCUCCUCUUUGCUUCAUAAUCACUAAACCUUUAUUUCAAUCUGCACAAAGAGUAAAAGUGCUUCGAUUUGAACAAAGAAAAAAAAUCCAUUUUAAAUCAAGGUAGAUUUAGGAAGCCAUGAUUCCAUCACAUCUUUUAGAAUCAUCAUCUCCACGUAUGUUAGAUUUAUUAUUAUUAUUUAAUUUUUUUUUUACCUCUUUGAGUUUCCGUUGCUGCUGUCGGGUAUCUGAUUGGCUGUAACCACGGCUCAGACUUUGAAUGGCUUGCAGAGUAGACAAGUUUUCCCCCCUCUGCUUGUUUGCCUGUUUCUACCUCCAAACCUGUGAAACUUGUGUGUAUGUGUGUGGUCAUUAUGUGGGACUGAGAUGUGUGUGUGUGUGUGUGUGUGUGUGUGUGUGUGUGUGUGUGUGUGUCUGUUACUGACCGGGCCAUAGAGUCAACUUACAGGGAAAAUCUCACCACACUUCUACACCCCGAAUGUCUCUGUCCCCAUGGUUACACGCUCCCGUCCUCCCCCUGUUUCUUUGCCCCUCCUGCACAGCAUGUUUGUCCCAGAGGUGCACUCUUGCCUGCCUCAAACCGUCACACUCACCUGGGGCUUUAAGCAGUGUUGGAGGUAAAACACGGAAGUACUCCUUUUACAUGAUAGAGUGGAAAGUAACACUUCAGACAGAUGCACAGUUCAUUUUUAAGUGGUAAGACUGCUACUACAUAGCAUUGCAGACCCAACUCUAAGCACUGCUCAAAGCCUAGCUGGCUCUUUCCUCAGGUACAUUUUUUGUGUGUCAUGUGUUGUUCCGGGGUCAAGCACAUCCCAAUACAAGCUUUUGCUGGCUGUAGGCUGGCGAGGAAAUGAAAGAAUCUCAGGGAGAUUUGCUAACUGGGCUGACAAGCGUCUGCGAGGCAAAAAGCUUAAAGGGGGAAAAUGGUGGUCGUCCCUAGAGGCAUCUAUCAUCUCUGCCUAGAUAUUUGACCACAUGUUAAAAAAUGGCUCAGUGAUUUCCAAAAAUAGAUGUUGUGAUUCAUGACUUUUGCUAGAAGAUAUGCUUCCUUUUUUCCUUUACCUGUCGGGAGUUAAUAUGCCAUCAAACCCAGCUGGUUUUUAAUCAUUCCCUCACCCAGUACAGCUCCUCCAAAAGCACUUAUCUGAAGGGAUUUCUAUUUUUCUGCUUGGUGAAGGUAAAAAGUGAAGUUUUUUACUGGGGUGUAUUUUGUAAGGGGUGGUAGUUUGGUACCUUAGGGGCAUAUUCUGGUUGAGAGAGCAAGAUGGCGCCAGGCUAGGGGCCUGGGGACUGGGACGAGUGGUUGGGAGAGAGUGGUGAGAGGAAAUCCCUGUAAGCACCUAGCCCUGAGUGAAGGGAUGAGGGGGGUGGGGAGGGGGGUGACACACUGAAGCCCCUCUGGUAAUAAACCCCCCUAAACCCCACAACCACACUCCCAACCCCACCCUCCCUUCUCUAUGUGCCUCAAUCUUCCUGCUUAACCAAUUGGUGUUUCUUUUUUACAGCGAUUUGAUCCUGCCCAUGUUGUGCUGAUGGUAAACUUAGUGGACGCACUGACCCUGUGCCCAUCAUCCUCAAAUAUGAUGUCAUGGGAAUGGGACGGAUGGAGAUGGAGCUGGACUAUGCAGAGGACGCCACAGAGAAGAGAAGAGUGCUCGAAGUGGAGAAAGAGGACACAGAAGAACUGCGGCAAAAAUACAAGGACCAGAUGGAAAAGGAGAAAGCCAUUGCCAAGGCUCUGGAAGACCUGAGAGCCAAUUUCUACUGUGAGCUAUGUGACAAGCAGUACACCAAACACCAGGAAUUUGACAACCACAUUAACUCGUAUGACCACGCUCACAAGCAGAGGCUGAAAGAGCUGAAGCAGCGAGAGUUUGCUCGUAACGUGUCAUCUCGCUCCAGAAAAGAUGGAAAGAAGCAAGAAAAGAUGCUGCGCCGAUUGCAUGAGCUGGCUGAGCAGAGGAAACAGCAGGACCGUACUCCAGGAAGCGGGCCCAUGUUCAAAACUACCACAGUGGCUGUGGAUGGAGAGAAGUCAGAAGAUGGCGACAUGACGCCUGAGAACACUGCUUUGACAGACUGUGUCCUGGAAGGAUCACUGGCAGAUAAAACCGGGGAAUCCUCCCCGAAGCCAGGCCCAACCAUCAGCUUCUCUCUGGGGAAGAACAGCUCCUCCUCGCCAACCCCCAGUGGCGGCUCCAAAGUCAGUGUGUCCUUCUCUUUUGCCAAGAAAGCCCCAGUAAAGCUGGAGACAGCAGCGGCAGUGUUUGCUGAUCAUGGAGAGGAAGCUAUGGAGGAAGAAGAUGGCCAGGAGGGAGAAAAGGCUGGAGGGCAGGAGGAGACAUCUGGCUGCGGUACAGACAGCCCUAAAGCAGGAUCAGGAGGAGGUGAAGGAGGAGACAGUGCUAGUGUGGUGGGGACGGAAGAGGUGCAGCAGCCUGAUGAUGGAGCCUCUCUAGCCUCCACUCUCAACAAACUGAAAAUGAUGAUGAAAAAAGAGGAAGGAUAUGCUGGACAAGAGCCUCAGUACUAUCACUAUAUACCUCCAGCUCACUGCCGGGUAAAGCCUCACUUCCAGUUUUUGCUGUUUAUGAAGGCCAGUGAUCAAUGUACGAGCAAAGACGAGGAAGACGAGGAAGAAGGGCAGGAAGAGAAGAAGGUUGAAGAUAGUUCUGAACAGAAGGAGCCCAAUGUUACAGAGUGCAAGACUGAAAAAGAACGAGUUGAUGACACUUUAUCUCCUGACCCGGAGCCAGCUCCUCCAUCGCCUAAAGUGAAGACGGAGGAUGCCUCUUCAUGCACAGCAGAUGCAGCUCCUGUGGUCCCCACUUCCCCUACACAAAAAGCAGAGUGCACACAGGAAACUCUGGACUCCAGCUCGGGUCCUAAAAUCCCCACAGGUCCCUUCUUCCCAGUUCUGAGCAAAGAUGAGAGCACGACCCUACAGUGGCCCUCUGAGCUCCUCGAAUUCACAAAAGCUCAGCCCUCCCUGUCUUACAGUUGUAAUCCCCUCUACUUUGACUUCAAGCUGUCCCGCAACAAAGGAGCACGUGGUGGGAAAGCAGCAAAGUCCCCUAAGCCUUGUGAAGAGUCUGAGGACAAAGGGCAAGAGACGGCUGCCUCGACAGCUGAAGUAGACAUAGCUACUAAACCUGGGACUAGCACUGACAAAGACAAGUCACUGGUGAAGGGAGAGCCUGGCCAACCAGAAGGUGACGAGCAAAAGCCUGCAGCUGGCAGCAGUGGUGCCAAGAAGAAAAAGAAAAAGAAGAAGCAUAAGAAAUCUGCAAAGCAUUCAAAACGCAAGGGAAAAGACAAGGGAGCAAAAGAAAAUGCAGAGGGCGAGACUGAGGUUAUGCAAGAGAAGCCCAAGAAAAAGAAAAAACACAAACGGAAGAAGAGCAAAAACAAAGCUCCAGAUCAAGAUGAGGCACCGGGUGAUGAAAAAGAAAAAGCUAAACCAAAGUCAGAAGAUAAAGCCAUUGCCUCCUCUGUUCAGCUGACAACUGGAGGGGGAGGAGCUACGGGAAACACAGGAGUAGAACUGGGAAAGAGGAAACGUGCCACGAAGGAAGUGCCUUGCAAGUCUGGAGCAGAGGAGGGAGGAGCCGGGAAAGGCACUGACAAGGUCAACUCCUCAGAGGAGCACAGUGGCACCAAGCGACAAAAGACUGAUUCCAGUGCACCUCAAAGUGCCUCCUGCUCCACCUCAGCCCAAAAGAGCCCAGGUCCUGGUCGACCUCCCAGCAGCGAGAGUGAAGAAGAGGGUGGCUCUAAUACACAGCGCUCUCGUCAUCACAGGUCAAGUCCUCGGGAACAACGCCGCCACCAUAGUGAGGAAUCAGGGCGGUCUUGCAGUCGUUCUUCAAGACGUGGGGAAAGACGAGGCAGCAGUCGUAGGCGCCAUCGUGGCCAAACCUCCCGUAGUCAUUCAUACUCCAGCAGCUCCGAGCGCUCCUCAGCCGGCAGCAGUGCCUACAGCCACCGUAGCCGCAGCUACUCAGACAGCUACAGCGACUACAGCACAGAGGGUCGCAGGCGGAGACACUCUAAACGUUCGUCAGACUCUGAGUAUGAGAGGAGGGGCAGCCGAGGGCGUAGACGAUCCAGGAGACAUCAGUACUCCUCUUCAUCCUCAGAAGACUCCCGGUCACGUUCACGCAGCUACAGCCGCAGGAAGAGGCACCGGCGGCACCAUCGGAGCAGCUCAAGAAGCUCCAGUAGCUGGAGCCGCAGCACCAGUGCGAGAUCCUGGAGGCGCAGCUACAGCAGAAGCCACAGCUCAGCCAGCCGCUCCUCCAGUUCCACCAAAGGCUCUCCUCGCAGACGAGGCCCCAGGGCUCGAGGGGACACUGACGCACACCGGAGAGACUUCAACCGCUCUUGCAUCUACCGCUCCCAGUCUCCACGUUCAUCUUCAUCACGAGGCCUUAAUCGCAACACCCAUUCAUCCAGCUCACAGUCACUGAGGCCAGGGGGGUCCCGAGAUGCCGGGGAACAGAAAAACACCCUCACUGCGCGCCAGCUGCUGGAGAAGGUUCAGUCUAAAAAAAGCUCUGAUGAUUCUGCCACAGGAACAAAAUCUGGGAUUAAGAUUAAGGACCCACCACAGGGAUACUUUGGUCCCAAACUUCCUCCAACCCUGGGAAACAAAGCCAUGUUGCCGCUUUUUGGUAAGCUGCAGGCAGGGAAGAAACCACUGAUCCCCCUAACCAGACCUGAUGAGGGUGAGAAGUCAGGAGCAGGGAAGUGCUCCGAGGCUGAGGCAGAGGUUAUUCUGGUUGAGCCUAUAAGGGAGUUCCCCCCUCCACCACCACCUCCAGCUCCUCCGGUUCAGAAGGUUGAGGAGGCCCCGCAGAUCACAGUGGUGCAAGAGGAGACACAGCACCCUACUACAGAAGCCCAGGUGCACCAAGAACCCCGGCCGUUGUUUGAACAGGAGCCUUCCAUGAUGAUGCCCCAGUACCAAGGGGAAUCAGGACAGGACCCUUCUCAGAUCUCCAUGAUGGAGUCCCUCAUGCCAGAAAUGCAGCAGCAGCAGCAGCAGCCUCCAAUGCAUGCCUACCCUGCUUACCCACCACCCAACCUGGAGGAGGAUGGCAUGGAGGCAGAGGAGGAUGGACUGGCUCCUUUAGAGAGUCAACCCAUUACGUUUACGCCAGAGGAGAUGGAGAAAUACAGCAAGCUGCAACAGGCUGCACAGCAGCACAUCCAGCAGCAGCUUUUGGCCAAGCAGGUAAAGACAUUUCCGUCUGCUGCUGCAGCUGCAGCAGCCGCUGCAGCAGCUGCCAACUUGGCCCCAGCUCCCCCUCCCCCAGCCCUGCAGCAGAUCCACAUCCAGCAGCCCACUGUGUCUGUAGCCUCCGGCACAUCGAUCACCACAGUGCAACACGCCAUCCUGCAGCACCACGCUGCCACUGCUGCAGCCAUGGGCAUCCAUCCAGCACAUGCCCACCACCCACACCCUGCACAUGCCCAGUUGGCCCAGGUACACCACAUUCCCCAGCACCACCUUACCCCCAUCUCCCUGUCUCCUUUGGGCCACUCCCUCGGUCAUUCUCUGGGACACUCACUUGGACAUGCUGGGCUGAUUCCUGCCCACCCAACAGCCUUCCUCUCUGGUCAGCCUAUACAUAUUAUACCAGCUUCUGCACUUCACCACACCCCUUUAGCUCUCCACCAUGUACCACAUACAGCCCUCUACCCCACACUUUUCACACCUCGGCCCUCACAAGCUGCUGCAGCAGCAGCUCUCCAACUUCAUCCACUGUUACACCCAAUUUUCUCAGGACAGGACCUCCAGCACCCACCUAACCAUGGCUCUUGAGUAACAAUACAAGUGAAGGAGUAAAGUCACAGCACCCAACCACUAGAAGAAAGACUUAACCUGACUUGGCUUGGUUUAGGGUUUUAAGAUGAAGUCUUGGCAGCAACAUGCAGGCAGUAAGACAGGAAGCUGUCAAUAAACCAUUUUACCGGUCAACACAGUGCAGAAGUUGUAGCCACAAAGUGGUGCUGCUUGUGUUUGGUUCAAAUUUGACACUAACAUUUUCUUCUGGUUCACAUGAGAUUUUUUUUGUUCAUGUUUUGCCCUGAACAGGGUGUAAAUUUAAAAAGACUUCAAGACACUGGUUUAUAUUCCAUCUUGACGUAUAUUAACACCACCCAUUUAUUUUUGAAGGAGAAGUCAGAGAAACCACUGGAGUUUUUUUUUUUUUCGUUUACCAUGUAGAAAUAUUAUUCUCACAGUUUUCUGCUCAUUUUGGCAGCCAAAGAGAGACGUAUUGGCUGGAGCUAUGAGCUGAUCAUGUUAAGAUGAGUAUGAGGUGAGCAAAUGGCUUCGACUCUGUAAUGUAACCUUCAGAGACAGACUACUUCAUAUUUACUGAUAUUGUUUAUGUUCUCAUAUGACUACUUGCUCUCUAUUGGAUUAUCAAAUAAUUUGUAAUGCAGUAACUUGUACAUAUAUAUCAGUGUGUAAUGUGAAGAAUCCCACCAAUGAUGACCAUAUGAAAUUACAGCUAUGGUGUCCAAAUCAGUAUGACAUAAGAUCCCCCUCUCUAAGCGAGGGGGAGAUGUGUUGUAAGGGUUGUAACAUCCCUGAUGCUCUGAGGCAAAGUUCAUGUUCCCUGUGGUGAGGGUGCACCUGAAAAAAAAUUGCACUGAAAAUCUGUACAUGGAGAUGGUGCGUUUGCAUCAUGUAACAAUAAGAUUGUAGUAUACUGCAAUAAUUGUAUUUUUCUGUUUUUAAAUUAUUUUCCAAAAUGCUCUUCAAAAGAAGGGUUGUGUUUUGCUUUUGUGUAAUUUUGUAAAUAAAACUGCUGUAGAUUAACCUAUUAACAUUUUAGAGGUUUGGUAUUGGAAAAAAAAACAGAACCAUGAGAUGGAUGGAAGCUGGUCACAUGUAUGUAUUUUAUCACGUUUGUUUAAUUAGCCCAGUUAAGAUGGGCUGGGAUGGUAAAGGAUAGUGGUUUGUCAAACAGUAGCAACUCUGUAUUUUUUAAAAACUUACUGUUUCAGCAAAUAAAAUCUUGAGUUCA
Molecule: messenger RNA, 12178 nt
Organism: Epinephelus fuscoguttatus (brown-marbled grouper)
Lineage: Eukaryota; Metazoa; Chordata; Actinopteri; Perciformes; Serranidae
Gene: gpatch8
Product: G patch domain containing 8
Exons: 9
Coding region: 6727-10965 (1412 amino acids)
Cellular component (GO): nucleus
Molecular function (GO): nucleic acid binding
Source: RefSeq, a predicted model, not a curated record